Molecule: messenger RNA, 2349 nt
Organism: Gadus morhua (Atlantic cod)
Lineage: Eukaryota; Metazoa; Chordata; Actinopteri; Gadiformes; Gadidae
Gene: aadat
Product: aminoadipate aminotransferase
Exons: 14
Coding region: 183-1460 (425 amino acids)
Biological process (GO): biosynthetic process
Molecular function (GO): L-kynurenine:2-oxoglutarate transaminase activity; pyridoxal phosphate binding
Source: RefSeq, a predicted model, not a curated record
CCCAUACGGAAGGUCAGUCAUGUAAACAGGUCGUUACGGAGUAAUUUGUUCUCAAAUAGUAGUUUCCUUUGAUUAAUGCUACCAUUCCAGGGUGGAUACUGUGCCAACUUGUUUUGAUACAGUGACCUGUAUCAAUCCAGAGAGGCAGUGAAUUAACACGUAGUCAAUUCGCCGGAACAACAAUGAAUUACUCCCGGUUUCUGACAGCAGUCAGCGCUGCUAGGAGGCCCUCACCGAUCCGAUUGCUCACCGAGAUCCAGCAGCGCUCGCCCCCUUCAAUGAUCUCAUUGGCCGGUGGAGCCCCCAACCCCAACACCUUCCCCUUCCGCUCGGCCUCCUUCACCAUGAACGACGGCUCCACUUUUUCCUUCGACGAGUCGCUGAUGAAGAGGGCCUUGCAGUAUUCGGCCUCAACCGGGAUCCCAGAGCUGGUGGCCUGGAUGAAGAAGCUUCAGCGGGACCUCCACAACCCGCCCAGCGUGAGCUACAGUCCGGAGAGGGGUCAGAUGGACCUGUGUGUCACCACGGGCAGCCAGGAGGGCCUCUGCAAGGUGUUUGAGAUGCUGGUGAACCCUGGGGACAACGUGCUGUUGGACUCGCCUACGUACUCUGGCACGCUGGCUGCGCUCCAGCCGCUGGGCUGCAACCUGAUCAACGUGGCGAGCGACGAGCACGGCAUGGUGCCGGCGGCCCUGAAGGAGGUGCUCUCCCGCUGGGACCCCGCCGACGUGCACCAGCCGGGCAGCACGGCCCCCCGGCUCCUCUACACCAUCCCCAACGGGGGGAACCCCACCGGCGCCUCCAUGACCACGCAGCGCAAACAGGAAGUGUACGAGCUGGCCAGGCUGUACGACAUGCUCAUCAUCGAGGACGACCCCUACUUCUUCCUGCAGUUCGACAAGCCCUGGGCGCCCUCCCUCCUCUCCAUGGACGUGGACGCGCGGAUAAUACGCACCGACUCCUUCUCCAAGAUCCUGUCGUCGGGCCUGAGGAUAGGCUUCGUGACGGGGCCCGCGCCUCUGGUCAAAAGGGUGGAGCUCCACAUCCAGGCCUCCACCAUGCACACCAGCACCUUCACUCAGCUCAUGGUCUCUGAGCUGGUGCACAGCUGGGGCCAAGAGGGCUUCCUCAAGCACAUAGAUGGGGUCAUUGAGUUCUACAGCAAGCAGCGAGACGCCAUGAUGUCCUCAGCGGACAAGUGGCUGAAAGAUGUAGCGGAAUGGCACGCCCCCUCUGCAGGCAUGUUCCUGUGGAUCAAGCUGAAGGGCAUCGCCGACACCCAGCAGCUUAUCAUGGAGAAGGCCAUCGAGAAAGAGGUGUUAAUGGUUCCUGGGGGCGUGUUCAUGAUUGACAGCUCCAAGCCCUGCCCCUACGUGAGAGCGGCCUUCUCCCUCUCCACACCACAACAGAUAGACGAGGCCUUCAGGAGGCUGUCCCUGCUCAUCAGAGAGGCUCAGUGACGACCGAGGCCCACUGGGAGAGGAAGUACUAGUCCCUGGGGGGGCUGGGGAUCUAUUUCUGGCUCAUGAUGUUUGGUGUAAUGUAGCAUAGGCAAAGCGGUACAAUGACAACAAAACAUAUGGGAGAAGAGAAAGGGAUGUUCUUUUCACUGUUGUUGGGGUCCUGCUGUUAUUACACAGGAUUUCCUUGAAGGUUUUUUAAAGUAAACAAUGCGUAUAUGUCAUUGCGCAGAAUGUCAUUGAUUAUGAAUGUGACUCUGUGAUUUGUGUGGUAAGGGUCAGUAUGUACGGGAGACCGUGUAACCAAUACCAGUCAUUGAUAGCUGUAAGGAGCAGGAUUAUAUUAUUUAUUGUUGUUUGCAUACACAAAAAUAACCUCACUCGAGAUCUUGGCUAAUAAACUUCCUCUCGCAAACACUCGAGCAAUACACUACACUGUCAGAAAGGUGAACAAGUGUUGUAUCAUGUUUGUUUAUAACUCAGGAUUCCAUCUUGUCCUCUGAUAACAAUCGGACGCUUGUGACAAUCUAGCACUGUGUUUCUGAGAUGAAUCUAGGGGAAAACGAACACAUUUUAUCAUUACCAACAGGGUGAAGGUUUACUUGGCGAAUCCAACCGGGCGACAAAUAUUGCAAAAAAACCUGCUUAUCGAGAUCAUAAAGUGUGGACACAUAACGCAGGACGACAUGUCCUUUGUGCUUUCAUUCACCCUUCUUGACAGAGCUCCUGAAAUACUCUUGCUCAGCCGAGAGAAAGGAUACCAUAGCCUCUAAAAUACUGAUGAAACGCCCAAACUCUACAACACAUGAAUUACCCAAUAAUAAUGAGGAUGUCAUUAUGUCGGUGUACACUGCUGAUAAAUAAAAAAGAAAAGAAAAGUGAAUUUUGA